CCAGGGGCGGACUGACCAUUUGGAAACUCGGGCACUGCCCGAGGGCCCGGGGUCAGUAGGGGGCCCCAUGAGAUGCACCUGGUACCUUUUUCAUAGGCUUUUUUGAGUUUGGGCAAGGACACAGUGGCCCCAUGAUCCCCUAUUGCCCGGGGGCCCCAUGAGUUGUCAGUCCGCCCCUGUUUUCCGCCCCUGCUCAUCCGUGUGUUCUAGGUUCCAGCCGGUGAACACAUCCAUCUCUCCUCAUAACAUGUCGCCCAGU
Staurois parvus is the source of this 259-nucleotide messenger RNA. NCBI's taxonomy places the organism in Eukaryota, Metazoa, Chordata, Amphibia, Anura, Ranidae. The record is from the annotation of a GenBank genome assembly.